GAGGUUACUGAAAGUGCGGCGAUGGAAAUUACGCGCACUUCCGCUUUAAAAGCGGAGCAGUGCGCGCGUCGAUGCCGAGUGGAAGACUCUGCUGCACCGCGCGCAGCGGACCGGUUCACCCGCCGCGCGUCGACGAGUCGGAUUCGAACUCUCUCCUUCUGCCUGUGUGAGAGGCGGGGGACGGAACUUUACGCGGGCAGACGGCCGGCGAGUGUGCGGGGCGACACCCGGGGGACCCACCGGCAGAACAAGACACCGGUGUGUUCUCUUCCUGCCGUGCCCACUUGUUGAUGGGGCACCCGCAGACAAGCCCGGCGGCCACGUCGCUGGAAUAUUCCUAUGCGUAAUUUGGAUUAAAAACUUAAAAAUCUUCGCUCCGGGGGCGAAGGAAGUUCCGAUCCGCGUGGCUCUGCGGCGGGUGGUGGCGAUGUUCGGCGAACGGUGACAACAACUCCCCGCUUCCGACUGCACGCCGGCCGCUGCCAGGUGAGCGAGCAGUGGCAUGGGGAACCAGGUGGACAAGCUGGCACAUCUAAGUUACGCGGAAGUUCCCACGGUGGACCCGAACGGCGCGGACGCGGACGACGGACCGCGGAUCGGCGUCUCGUACAUAUUUGCCAACGACGACGACGACGGCGACGACGGCGGCGGCCUGGAGGAUGGCUGCGCGCUCGACGGCACGGUGAAAGACCCGAACCAGGAAGAGAAGCAGUACGACCGGCGCGACGAGGUGGAGUGCGCCGUCUUCUACAGGGACGAGUGCAUUUUCGAGAGGAGCGCCAAGUGCGCCGGCCUGGAGGUCUCCUCGCCGGAGAAUCUGCUCAACAAAUGCAAAGCGGGCGACCUGGUGGAGUUCGUGGCCACGGGCCAGUACCCGCACUGGGCGGUGUACGUGGGCGACUUCCAGGUGGUGCACCUGCACAGAGCCGAGGUGAAGAACAGCUUCCUGACGGACGCCGGCCAGGGACGGAGGUGCCGGGUCGUGAACGAGCUGUACAAGUUCAGGAGCCUGGGCCCGGACGUGGCGGUGCAGAACGCCAUGGAGCAGGUGGGCCUGAAGGGCCGGGAGCUGAGCUGGAGGAACUCCGAGUGCUUCGCCGCCUGGUGCCGGUUCGGCAAGAGGGAGUUCAAAACGGGCGGCGAGAUACGGAUAGGCAAACAGCCCUACCGACUGAAGAUCCGCGCGGCGGACAAGCGCGCGCACGUGCUGGAGUUUCAGAGUUUGGAGGACAUGGUGAUGGAGAGGCGGAGGAACGAGCACCUGGGCCGGAGGGCCGCGCUGCAGGAGCUGGCCACUCACCUGCACAGCGCGGGGGACACGAGAAGUGAGCCAGCCCGCUGACUGAUGCCAGACUCCUUUCUUCCUCUUCUUCUUCCUCUUCUUCUUCUUCUUCCUCUUCUUCUUCUCCUCCUUCGUGCUCUUCAAAAGGAAGACGCGUUGCGUCAAACAGACUAGCCGUUACCAGACCAUCCGUUUCAGAGCCUUCCCCCCCCUUUAGCUUCACGUGGAGCACACGUCCCUCAGUUCCGUGGGGCCUGUUGCUCCGUGCUCUCACGGGUUUAGGACGAUGGUUUGUUUUGGGGUUCUUUUUCGCCUUAGAGCCACACUUCUCCACACACACCGUGACGCGCACUGGACCGAGCAGUGGUUGCGCGUCGUCGUCUGUGGCUCCCCCUCCGCGCAGAGUGUGUAGUUUUCUAAGAGCUCUGUCAGAGUGAACGUUUCUCUGUAUGCGCACGGUGCGUCCCGUUGCUCGGCCCAGGCACAGAACAUGUCAGCGCUGCUGAACACAAGAAGGAUUCUCUCUCCCUCCGCCUGUUCGAGGUCAAAUCCCCCCCCCCCCCCGAUCUGUGUUGCUCCGGUCACCGUUUGUGUCAAAUGUACCCAAAGCUCGAGUAAACCGUGAACCCCUGUGUCUGUCUCGACGAGUCUUCUUCUGUCCCCCUGUGCGCUCCGCACGCCUGAGGUUCGGUCCAUCAGUCGAUCAGUGUGCGCGUCCUGUCUUCAUCGGAGACUUUCACACGCCAGAUCAUUUGCCGGGUUGGAGGGGUUAAACGAUUCUUUCCAGGGAAGAGGAAAGUUGUCAAAACACAGAAGAUGAGGCGAGCUUUUGCUCGACGUGAGAUAUCAGUUGGUAGAUGUGCGGUGUUUUAUUUUGAAAAGUCACCACAAUCACACCAGCAGCUGACGUGUUAACUGUCAUUGUUUUUGUUUUUUUUAUACAUUUAAGUGUUUGCAUCAAAAAUCCAAAUGUCCAUGCCCUGUUCAAGACAAGUAAAUGGUUGGUACACUUUUGAUUUGACUUUUGCCAGAGAGGUUUUUCUGACCGGCAUAAAGCUGAUGGGUGCAUCCAGUGCAUUGCCUUGCAAGGCAAGACUGUGAAGACAGUGAAUGUCAAUCCAUAAUCUAUACUCAUCUUUACAGGUCAAUCAUUAAGAACACAAGUAUUGGGUUUCCACAUUGUAAACAAUCCCUCGGAGUGAUUUGUCUGUAUGACCACUUGUCUUCUUCGAAAACCGCAUGAUCUGGAUCCAUCUAUCAAGACUUGAUCGAGUAUUUAUUGAUGUAUUACUGAGGUCGCAGUCUUUAGAAGUGCUAAGUCAGAGGCCACUGCACUUGCUUUGUCUGCAUCAAAUUGAAAAGCAAAACACCAUCUUGUAAGUAUUUUAUAAAACGUUAGAAGACUAGAAUGGCACUCAGUAGAUUGUGUUCCUCUGCGAGGCCCAACAGUUGCCUCGUGAAACCUCAUUUAAAAUCUGCUACAUUCAAGUUACUCUCUGGAGCCGCACCAAAUUGCGCUCACUCAUAGAUAUCAGAUGCCUCAAUAUGCCUGAUUUUAUUUUUUCAUCAACAUCCGUGAAUCAUUCCUUGGGAAACUGGUGAAAACUUGCAGAGUUACAGAAAGUGAUUAAAAAAAAUAAUUAAAAAAAUCCUGGAUUUGUG
Messenger RNA from Scophthalmus maximus (turbot), 2944 nucleotides. RefSeq names its product LRAT domain containing 2a (gene lratd2a). The record is from RefSeq and is a predicted model, not a curated record. Lineage: Eukaryota; Metazoa; Chordata; Actinopteri; Pleuronectiformes; Scophthalmidae. The transcript has a single exon. The coding region runs from base 503 to 1342 and encodes 279 amino acids.